AUGCUUUUACAUAAACGUUCAAUGUAUAAUAUUCGACCUGAACCCAGUGAUCAUAUGUAUAAAUAUUAUCGUACUACAACAGAUUUUAUUAAAAGAUUCGUUAAUCAGGCAAUUUCGAAUACACUCAAAAUAAUUGAUAACUUGGGUGAGCUUACUUUUGAUGUUGGAUCUGGAAUGGCUACACGAAAAUUAGGCUACUUCGGUAAUGAAUGGCCUACAUGUGGCAGUUUUAAUUCACAAAAUGGAUUAGAAAUUGUGACGAAUGAAAUGGAAUCAUGGAACGCAUUAUCAGCUCUGAAGGACUGGAUGUUCCAUGUAAAUUUCCUUGGCCUCCAGUUUAAAAAUACUAUUGAAAUUUAUACAUAUCAAAUUCUUUGGAGUGUACCCACUCCAGUAUAUCCUGAACCUCAAGUCACAGUUAGUGUAUAUUUCUACAUUGGAACAAGUCACAUCUACCCGCCUCACUAUCCCGUCGAUGUAACAUAUGUUUUUGAAGGACAUCAAUUUACACAUUCCUUGAAUAUGAUUUUCAGAGCUAAAUGGCUUUAUGAUAUUUUAGACAUGAAAACAAUGAUGUUCCAGACAUUUGAUUUUUAA
Eufriesea mexicana is the source of this 597-nucleotide messenger RNA. RefSeq names its product A-kinase anchor protein 14. The transcript is spliced from 4 exons. The coding region runs from base 1 to 597 and encodes 198 amino acids. Lineage: Eukaryota; Metazoa; Arthropoda; Insecta; Hymenoptera; Apidae. Gene Ontology annotation, molecular function: protein kinase A regulatory subunit binding. The record is from RefSeq and is a predicted model, not a curated record. Gene Ontology annotation, cellular component: cAMP-dependent protein kinase complex.